CGCGGCCCGGAGGAGCGGCGGCCAUGGCGGAGCGGCGCAGCGGGGCGGCCGAGGGCCUGGCCCGGCUCUCGGAGUGGGCGGACGCGCACCUGAGCCUGCUGCGGACAACCAAGUUUACAAGUGCUUUGGAUAUACCCGCGGCGUUUGUAGAAAAGAACGUGAAAUUGCGGGGCAAGUUACACCACAUCACCGAGAAAGGCCUGGAAGUGGAGCACGUCCCCAUUAGCAUUCCUUUCUUUACAUCGCUCCAGAGAAAGUGGCAGGGCCCAGGGCUGCUGCUGGUGCGGCUGGCGGGGGUGCAGCUGGCGCCCGGCGCCCUGGGCUGGCUGCAGCGGCACCUCAGGCCCUCGCAGAUCGUCUGGUUCCAGCUCCUCGGGAGGGAGGACGAGGCGCUCGAGUGCCUGGUUUUAGUAAACAAGGGGCGAUUUCUCAGCGUGUGCUUAAAUGAGGAGAUCCUGCGGCAGGGGCUGGGCAGAGCAGCGCGCGUGGAUGGGCUGCACCACGAGUCCCGUCUCUACUGGAGGCUGCACAAGAGGCUCCUGCGCGCCGAGCUGAAGGCCUUGAAGAAAAAGAAGGGAAUAUGGAAAGAAGAAAGUUACUCGGAAAGAAUUAGAGAUCGUAUAAGCAGCAAUAAAUUUGUACAGAUGCUGAAACAGUUUGUGAGCUGGUUAAGAAACUCUGUGUAAGGUAAAAAGACUUGUCUGGAGGAAUGGUGGUUGCCUGUGUUAAGUGCUUUGUGGACAGUAGAAGUUUAUGAUGAAAAACAGUGCCAUAAUUUAAAUGUAACAUUUAAAUGCUUCUCUGGUACGUGUCAUUACUACAUGGCUUAGAAAACUCCAUUUCAGACCUUUAUAAAGCUUGUGGUAUGUGUUUAUAGACAAGCGUUUUGUUUGAUUUCUGUUCUUAUGCUACUUUUGCAUGUUAUCUGUGGUUUAAAAAUCUUUCAUCUUGAGUAAUGGGUUGCAUUGUUAUCCACAUAAAAGGUGAUUUGUUAUGGCAGAUCUUAAAAAGCCGAUAAGGUCAUAACAACCGGAGUUUCUUGGAAAAAAUAUCACUUGGUAUAUCAAAGAGUAUAAGAUAAUAUGUCAAUAAUCCAGAUUUUUAGAAGACAACAUUCACUCGAAGAAGAAAAACCGAUGCUGUUUUUUUUCUGAUGGUUCUGUAAAUAUCUAAAAUCAGAUUGAAAUAAAACUUGAAGAUGCAAUUUGGAAAGGUGGACCACACUGCGCUAAGAACUUAAAUUCUCGCUUUAUUUUUGAAAUAUGUUAAGUAUAUCAGAGUCUAUUGUUAUUUAUUUUGUAAGUGUUCUCAGAAUAAAGAUUGAAUUUCUUA
This is a messenger RNA of Columba livia (rock pigeon), 1332 nucleotides long. It is a transcript of the gene MISO1, whose product is annotated as chromosome 9 C3orf33 homolog. NCBI's taxonomy places the organism in Eukaryota, Metazoa, Chordata, Aves, Columbiformes, Columbidae. The transcript is spliced from 4 exons. The coding region runs from base 24 to 686 and encodes 220 amino acids. The record is from RefSeq and is a predicted model, not a curated record.